Molecule: messenger RNA, 1419 nt
Organism: Penicillium subrubescens
Lineage: Eukaryota; Fungi; Ascomycota; Eurotiomycetes; Eurotiales; Aspergillaceae
Exons: 2
Coding region: 1-1419 (472 amino acids)
Source: RefSeq, a predicted model, not a curated record
AUGGACUUCCACCACCUCAAAUCUCCACUCCCCUUAUCAACCUCCCGAGCAACCUCGGCCACAUUCCCGCUGACCCAUGGGUCCUCCACUCCCCGAUCCAAUGACCAACCCGCCCCCGAGCCGUUUGCAGUCCGCAACGAGACCCUAACGGACCGGAGCUCAUCUGGACCCUUUUCCCAUCGAGAUCAUCAUGGUCGCGCUUCACUCGAUGAGUCUCCCGCGUACACGCACACGCACACGCAUGCCCGCACCCGAUCCUUCGCAAAGCAAGUGGAGCUUCCGAGCUUUGAUGGGCUGAAACCACAUCAUCGACAUAAGCAUAGCAAGUCGCGGGAACUGCGAUUACCCCGCCCCAUGAGCCAUCUUGCGUCUUCGGCGAGUGCGCGGGGUCUGUUGCCGACUUGGUCGGGUGGGCGGGAUAAGGAGCGGGAGGGGAGUGAUGAUGGGUUGUUAAGGCCGAUUACGAGAGAAACUACUAGGUCUCGUUGGGGGUCGGAUUCUACGAGUGGUGGGUUGGGCUCGGGGAGUCGGAGGGGUAGUCUUUUGGAUACACCUGAGCAACAUGAGCGGUUAGGUCCGAUUCGACGGCAGGAGAUUCAGUCGAUGGAGGAUUUGGAGCUGGUUAAGAAGCGGAGGAAACAGGGUGAAGAGUAUCUACGUUCUGCGCUUUCUUCUAUAGGGACGCUUGCGACAGACUUGACUCGGCGACUGGAUUACACUUAUUACAAUCUGCUCGAGAAGAUCACGGCGCUCAACUCGACUAUUGGGUUAUUCCAGGAACUGUCUGAUUCGGCAUCGAAUCUACUUAAUGAUUUUGAGCGCGAGACAGCCGGUCUGGACCAGGAAAUUCGCAAGCAGAUCAAUGAUCUCAAGGGAUUUCAACCGCAGAUUCAAAAAGCGGAUGCCCUGGACGAGCGCAUGAAGAAAGGCCGGCAACGGGUGGAGGAGCUGGGUAAGCGGCUCGAAGCCGUGAGACAGCAGAUUGAUAGUUGGGAGGAGAGAGAGACCGAGUGGCAGACUCGUAUCAGCCGUCGGUUACGCAUCUUCUGGGGGAUCGUGUGCAGUGCGUUCUUGGUGUUGGUGCUCGCUCUGGUGGUGCAGAAUUGGCCGACUAUCAGUUCGCCCCAACAGAAUAAGGCCCCAGGACCAGUACCAACGGAGCUAACGGAGCUUGCGAAGCUGGUGAAUGAGUCUUCCGCUGGACCUGCGCAUCUACCUGAUACUUGGGAGUCACUGCUGGAAGUUCAUGACCCGGCAAACGCAUCGGGCUCGUCCUGGUACCCGUCGAGUCUGGCAGAGCGACGGCAAAGUCUCGAGGAUGCGCAGGCUACACCAAGUGCUUCGGCCAGCGCAAGCUCUCGAGCUGAACAACACGAUGCAACAGAACAUGAUCCGUUGAGACUUUUUGAUGAGCUGUGA